AUGUUACAUUUUAUCGCAGUUAUUACAGCUUUGACAGGUGUAUUGUAUUGGUUAACUACAAAACAGAACCCAGAUGAAGCACUAAAUAUUACAGUUAAUUCAACAUAUGACUAUAUUGUUGUUGGGUCUGGGUCAGCUGGAGCUGUCAUAGCUAACAUACUUUCAGAAGACCAUAAUGUAUCAGUAUUGGUACUUGAAACCGGUGGAUCUGAAUUAAACAAUGACAAUAUACGUGUUCCUUUACAAGUUGGUAGUUUACAAAUGUCUAAUGAAGACUGGGCGUAUUUUACAGUACCACAAAAAUACAGUCAUCGCACGAUGAUUGAUCAGAAAUCAUUUUGGCCGCGUGGGCGUGUUCUUGGAGGAUCAAGUUCUAUAAACUACUUAACAUAUGCUCGAGGUAGCAGACAUGAUUUUGAUCAAUGGUCAACAGAAGGUUGUACGGGGUGGAGUUAUACAGAUGUUCUUCCCUACUUCCUAAAAAUGGAAGAUAUACAAAUACCCGAUCUCUAUAACUCUCGUUAUGCAUAUAUGCAGACCAAUACCAAAGAUGGAGAAAGGUAUAGUACGGCAAAGGCUUACCUCAGACCUGUUCUAAAAAGGACAAAUCUACAUAUAGGUGUUCACAGUUAUGGCACCAAGGUGUUAAUUGAACAAAAGAAGGCAAUCGGUGUGGAAUUUAUCAAUAAUAAUAGAAAGACGCAGGUUUUUGCUAGAAAAGAAGUCAUUGUUUCUGCUGGGGCAGUUAAUAGUCCGACCUUAUUGAUGUUAUCAGGAAUUGGACCAAGGAAACAUCUACAAGAUAUAGGGAUACCAUUGAAAGCUGAUUUACCCGUAGGUGAAAACUUAGAAGACCACAUCAUGUUUUUCAUGAAGUACAAAAUCAACCAAUCAUAUACAAUAAAAGAUCAGCUGAAACAAACAGGAAGUAAGAAAGAGUUUACCAUACUGAACAUUUUGUCUCAUCCUAGGAGUAAAGGAUCCAUACGUUUAAAAAGUGCAGACCCUUUUGAUCAUCCUAUUAUAAAUCCAAACUACCUUCAACAUCCAGAUGAUGUCAAAAUUUUAAUAAGCGCUAUUAGAAAAUCACAACAAAUUGUUUCUACCAAAGCAUUGAAAGAGAUUGAUGCAACGUUGAAUGCAUUCGAUAUUGACGGGAUAUGCGACAAAGAUACAUUUGACAGUGAUUCAUAUUGGGAAUGUAUGUUACGUCAUUUAGCAGUAACUGUUAACCAUCCAGUGUCCACGUGUAGAAUGGGUGGAUUCAACGACACGACAGCUGUUGUCGACCCACAAUUAAGAGUGAGAGGCAUAAAAGGACUACGAGUCGCUGAUUGUUCCGUUGUAAGACGUCAAGUAUCUGGUAAUACAAAUGCUCCUUGUAUAAUGAUAGGAGAAAAAGCUGCAGAUCUCAUUAGAGGAAAAGACACUGUCGGAGAAUUUAGACAACAAAUAAAAUCUUUAAAACUGUCCAAGACAGAGUUAAAUUUUACACUAGUGUUUUUUGAACUUGUUAUUGUCAUUAUUUUGGAGGUAGAGUUACAAGGAUCUGCGUGA
This is a messenger RNA of Mytilus trossulus (common blue mussel), 1557 nucleotides long. Its product is annotated as oxygen-dependent choline dehydrogenase-like. The coding region runs from base 1 to 1557 and encodes 518 amino acids. NCBI's taxonomy places the organism in Eukaryota, Metazoa, Mollusca, Bivalvia, Mytilida, Mytilidae. The record is from RefSeq and is a predicted model, not a curated record. Gene Ontology annotation, molecular function: flavin adenine dinucleotide binding; oxidoreductase activity, acting on CH-OH group of donors. The transcript has 10 exons.